AGCUCUUUUUCUGCUCUUCUAUUCAAAGUCAGAGUUGGCCGUGACGCGCGGCCCAGGGGAAGACGAGCAGCAGCACACAUCUCCGCAAAAUGCAGCGAGAAGCGUCCAGCGAUCUGGCGUGCGGCUCGUUCUGAGAGACACUCUUAUUGUUUUCCUGUGUUUUUCUAUUCGCCCGCUUUGUUGUUGUCGCUGUGCCUCACGGGUUUGGAAAACGCGGUGCAAAAGGCGGUGGAGACCUUACCGGAUCACGCGAUGUGGGGAUGGACGGCGCGCUCUACUUUGACUCGCCCUCUCCAAGCGGACGAUGAGGUCCCCCCUCCGAGUGAAACUUUGUCGGAUCGUAAGUGGGAAUCGGUAAGCAGCGCGCAGUCCCCGCAACAUGGCCUCGGCUGCUAGUGCGCCCCCCGAGCCGGGGACAGGAGAACCCGGCCGGCCGAGGCUAACGCGGAGGACCCGGAGGGACUCGAGCCGCGAGCCGCCACCGCAGCCGUCUGCGCCGCCGGAUUUGGACUACCUGCAGCGGCCGAGCUACUGCGACGCGGGCUUCGCUUUGGAGCAGAUCUCCCAGGGCAAGGCGACUGGAAGGAAAGCACCGCUAUGGCUGAGAGCAAAGUUCCAGAGACUUUUAUUCAGGCUGGGCUGCUACAUACAAAAGAACUGUGGAAAGUUUUUGGUGGUGGGCCUUAUGAUUUUCGGAGCCUUCGCGGUGGGCUUACGUGCGGCUAAUUUGGAGACGGACGUGGAGAAGCUUUGGGUGGAAGUGGGCGGGCGUGUGAACCAGGAACUGAAGUACACGCGACAAAAGAUCGGCGAAGAGGCCAUGUUCAACCCUCAGCUCAUGAUCCAGACACCACGGCAGGAAGGAGCCAGCGUGCUGACUGUGGACGCGCUCCAACAGCACCUGGAGUCAGCCAUGCGAGCCAGCAGAGUUCACGUUUACCUUUAUAACCGACAAUGGAAAUUGGAACAUUUAUGCUACAAAUCAGGAGAACUAGUCACGGAAACACAUUAUAUGGAUCAGAUCAUAGAAAAGCUUCAUCCCUGUCUCAUCAUCACACCUCUGGACUGUUUCUGGGAGGGAGCCAAGCUCCAGUCCGGGAUGGUCUACCUACCAGGUAAAGACCCAUUGCAGUGGACCAAUUUUGACCCAAAGGACUUCCUGGAGGACUUGCGCCGGGCACACUUCCCUGUGGACAGUUUUGAGGACAUGUUGGAAAAGGCAGACGUCGGCCACGGCUAUAUGGACCGACCCUGCCUGAACCCUUCCGACCCCGACUGCCCCCUCACCGCCCCCAACAAGAACUCCACCAAGCCAUUAGAUGUGGCAUGGACCCUGAGCGGUGGCUGCUACGGCCUGUCCAGGAAAUACAUGCACUGGCAGGAGGAGCUGAUUGUAGGCGGGACCACCAAGAACGGCAGCGGACCCCUGCUCAGCGCUCAGGCUUUGCAGACCAUGUUCCAGCUGAUGACUCCCAAGCAGAUGUUUGAGCACUUCAGGGGCUACGAGGAGGUUUCCCACAUCAACUGGAAUGAGGAAAAGGCCGCGGCCAUACUGGAGGCCUGGCAGAGGAGAUAUUCCGAGGCUGUGUUGCAGAGCGUGGCAGCCAACUCAUCCCAGAAGGUCUUGUCUUUCACCACCACCACCCUGGAGGACAUUCUCAAGUCUUUCUCGGACAUAAGCGUCAUCCGCGUGGCCAGCGGCUACUUGCUGAUGCUGGCCUACGCGUGUCUGACCAUGCUGCGGUGGGACUGCGCCAAAUCUCAGGGGGCCGUUGGGUUGGCGGGCGUCCUACUGGUGACGCUGUCAGUGGCGGCGGGACUUGGCCUCUGCUCUCUACUGGGCAUUACCUUCAAUGCUGCCACCACACAGGUGCUACCGUUUCUGGCUUUGGGUGUCGGCGUGGAUGACAUCUUCCUCCUCGCUCACGCCUUCAGUGAGACGGGACAGAACAAGAGGAUCCCAUUUGAGGACCGCACUGGCGAAUGUCUAAAGAGGACCGGAGCCAGCGUGGCGCUAACUUCCAUCAGCAACGUCACCGCCUUCUUUAUGGCCGCCCUCAUUCCCAUCCCCGCGCUACGGGCGUUCUCAUUACAGGCUGCAGUGGUGGUGGUGUUUAACUUUGCGAUGGUCCUGCUCAUCUUCCCCGCCAUCCUCAGCAUGGACCUGUACCGACGAGAAGACAGACGCUUUGACAUUUUCUGCUGCUUCUACAGCCCAUGUGCGAACCGCGUGAUCCAGAUGGAGCCUCAGGUGUACCUGGAUGGAUCAGACGGGAGUCGCUACGGCUCUCCGCCAUCCUACCGCACGGGGCUCCCCUCGUACCACACGCCUCCGCCAAGCUACAGCCCGCCGCCCUCCUACAGCAGCCACAGCUUUGCCCAGCAGACACAGAUCACCAUGCAGUCCACGGUGCAGCUCCGGACCGAGUACGACCCGCGCACGCAGGCUUUCUACACCACGGCCGAACCCCGGUCUCAGAUCUCCGUGCAACCCAUCAACCCGCCCCCAGGCCGGAGCAACCCUCACAACGACUAUUACACCAAUAACAAUAACAACAGCGGGAGGCGGAGUCACCGGACAGCUCGAUAUCGUCACUCCGGGGCUCCGGCUACUACUUCAGGCUCAGGCCCUCAGCAGGAUUCUGCCGAGGGAAGCAGCCAGGGCCCGGAGAAUAACAACUCCACACGGGACUUGCUCUCCCAGUUUGGGGAGGCCUCGCUCGGCGUGAGGUGCAUGGAGCCUCCCUGCACCCGUUGGACACUGGCUUCUUUCGCCGAGAAGCACUACGCUCCGUUUCUGCUGCAGUCCACCACCAAGGUGGUGGUGAUCAUGCUCUUCCUGGCCUUGCUGGGGGUCAGCCUGUACGGCACCACCCAGGUGCGGGACGGCCUGGAGCUGACCGACAUUGUGCCGCGGGAGACCAGCGAGUAUGACUUCAUCGGCGCCCAGUUCAAAUUCUUCUCCUUCUACAACAUGUACGUGGUGACGCAGCGGGCCGACUAUGCUCACAAACAGCCGCUGCUGCACGAGCUGCACCGCAGGUUCCGCAGCGUCCGCUACGUGCUGAAGGAGGACAAUGGACAGCUGCCCCCCAUGUGGCUUCACUACUUCAGGGACUGGCUGCAAGGUCUGCAACAGGCAUUCGACAAGGACUGGGAGACCGGCUGCAUCACUCUGAACAGCUACAAGAACGGCUCUGACGACGGCAUCUUGGCGUACAAGCUUCUAGUGCAGACGGGACGCAGAGACAAGCCCAUCAACUUCAACCUGCUGACACGUCACAGGCUUGUGGAUGCCGACGGCAUCAUCAACCCCGGAGCCUUCUACAUCUACCUGACAGCCUGGGUCAGCAACGACCCGGUGGCCUAUGCUGCAUCGCAGGCCAAUAUUCGCCCGCACCCUCCCGAGUGGCUCCACGACCGCACUGACUCCAUGCCUGAGACGCGCCUCAGCAUCCCGGCGGCCGAGCCUAUCGAAUACGCACAGUUCCCCUUCUACCUCAACGGGCUCCGGGAGACACCGCAGUUUGUGGAGGCCAUUGAGAGCGUGCGGGCCAUUUGUGGCAACUACAGCCGCCAAGGCCUGCCCUCCUACCCCAACGGCUACCCCUUCCUCUUCUGGGAGCAGUACGUCAGUCUUCGCCACUGGCUCCUCCUCUCCAUCAGUGUGGUGCUCGCCUGCACCUUCCUGGUUUGCGCCCUCUUCCUGCUCAACCCGUGGACUGCCGGCAUCAUUGUGUUGGUGCUGUCUCUCAUGACAGUGGAGCUGUUUGGGUUCAUGGGGCUGAUGGGAAUCAAGCUGAGCGCCGUUCCCGUGGUCAUCCUCAUCGCCUCGGUGGGCAUCGGGGUGGAGUUUACUGUCCACGUGGCCUUGGCCUUCUUGACGGCCAUAGGGGACCGUCACAAGCGGGCAGUGCUGGCGCUGGAGCACAUGUUUGCGCCGGUGCUCGACGGCGCCUUCUCAACGUUGCUGGGCGUUCUGAUGCUCGCGGGCUCCGAGUUCGAUUUCAUCGUCAGGUAUUUCUUUGCAGUAUUGGCCAUCCUAACGGUUCUGGGAGUUCUGAAUGGACUGGUCCUUCUUCCUGUCUUACUGUCCUACUUUGGGCCCUAUCCUGAGGUGAUUCCAGUGGAUGGUCGCAGCAGGUUACCCACCCCGGAGUCGCCAUCCCACGUGGUCCGCUUCUCUGUCCGUCCCCGCCCCACCGCCUCUGCCUCGGCCACCUCAGGCGCAGCCUCAGAUUCGUCGGACUCUGAGUACAGCUCCAACAGCAGUGCGUCGGGCAUCAACCAGGAACUGCCGGGCGACAACCUGUCCCCGCAUAGGGGACAGGCCGGACAGCAGGAGCAGCAGCAGUACCAUCUCCCCACCAGCAGUGGCAGAAUAGCCAGGACGGAAGAGGAAAGGAGGAUGGCGUCGGGCCACAGGCGCCCAACCAGGCACCCCGAUCCCGCAGCCUAUAAUGUGUCCUCGUCUCAGGGUUGUAAUGCUGGACCCGGGCCCAGCGUUCCUCAGCGUGCCAGGGAGCCCAAGGGCCAACAGCACCGGCAGGCCCCGCCCCCAGGCCGCCCGCGCACGGACGCUUUCGAAACCUCCACCGAGGCCGGUGCCCACUUUGGCGCCCACGGCCACAGGGAACACUUUGCGGGCCACCGGGGGCGUGCCCCUCCGCACCACCCCAACACUUACGGCCAGCCCAUCACGACAGUGACGGCGUCGGCCUCCGUCACCGUCGCCGUCCACCCCCCUGGCUCCUCUUACCCGGGAUACGCUGCAACAGACACUUACCGGCAGGAGGAGGCCCAAUCCUCCUUCCAGGACCCCCACGUGCCUGCAGACCUCCACACGGGCGCCAGAGGAAGCACGGUGGAGCCAAUGGAGCUCCAGGAUCUGGAGUUUGAGGCAGCUGAUGGCAGUAGUGGCAGUCGGGCCAGCUGAGUGUGUUUAUGCCUGUCACGGCCAAAGAUGGACUUUAAGCAGAUAACAUGGCCCAGCCUGCCUCGCCCGUGGUCCUUUUGCCUUCUCCUCAUGGUGCUCAUUCUUACUGUAACCCGGUGGUCUGUUGUCUUAAAAUAUUUCUAUCUAUAUUU
Messenger RNA from Hippocampus comes (tiger tail seahorse), 5088 nucleotides. RefSeq names its product patched 1 (gene ptch1). The transcript is spliced from 25 exons. The coding region runs from base 380 to 4936 and encodes 1518 amino acids. Gene Ontology annotation, biological process: negative regulation of smoothened signaling pathway. The record is from RefSeq and is a predicted model, not a curated record. Gene Ontology annotation, molecular function: smoothened binding; hedgehog receptor activity; hedgehog family protein binding. Lineage: Eukaryota; Metazoa; Chordata; Actinopteri; Syngnathiformes; Syngnathidae. Gene Ontology annotation, cellular component: plasma membrane.